Messenger RNA from Didymodactylos carnosus, 389 nucleotides. The record is from the annotation of a GenBank genome assembly. NCBI's taxonomy places the organism in Eukaryota, Metazoa, Rotifera, Eurotatoria, Philodinida, Philodinidae.
AUGGCUGCACCAACUUAUUUUCCACCACAUGAAAUGUGCAAAUGGAAAACACUGGAAAAUAAUGAAUUUCAAGAAAAUGGUAGUCAUGAAACAUUUAUUGAUGGUGGUGUGUAUGCCAACGAUCCAGAAUUAUCAGCCUUAUGGGCAAUAAGAAUGCAAUGGAAAAAAAGAGUCAAUUAUCAUUUACUUUGUAUAGGUACAGGUUACUCAAGUUCAUCAAUCUCAUCAACAAAUAAAGGUGGAUAUACAGGAUGGUUAUUCAACGGAUUAGUGAUUGAUACAUUAAUGGAAGCUACACGCAGUUUAAUUGAAAUAGUUACAAAUAAUUUGGCCAAAUUUAGUGAUAUUAAAAGGAUGAAAUUCAAUUUUGAAAUAACAAAAUCUAUGAC